AUGAUCUCCUUGAGCUGGGCUGUAGGCCUAUGCUCGAUACUAUGGCCGAGUUACUCUGGUGCAGUACCAACAACACCGUCGCCAUCCUCGUCAGCCUCAUCACCCACCACCUCCUUCAAUGUCGUCAUGGACGCGCCCGCAAAUGCGUACCUCUGGGUCCCACAAAGAGACUGGCAGAAUUUUCAACAGCAGGGCGUCCUUUUCAAUACUAACCCAUUCCGAAGAGACAUUGGCGAAUUCGGAUUGGAGCUGGAAACCUCUGUUGGGGAACAGUUCUCAAAUGGCGAUACAGUGAUUGUCGAACUUGCUCUAGGGCCACACACCAUACGCUCAGAGUCCCAUCUUUCCACCUAUGGCGUAUUCUUCUCGCAGGUGCGGAGGCAUCAGUCUGUUGAGGACCGUGAACAAGCUAACGAGGCUGGAUGGACUGUCAAUGACCGAUUCAACACUUCGUGGAACCAGUUUGGCGCGAUAUCUGGGCAGGCAAAUUACGGAGUCCCAGAGAUGCGGCAGAUGGACCAACGCUAUCUCAACGGCGUGGCUGCUGAUCACUUCACCCGGGCACUGCUGCACUACUUAACCGGCGCAUCGAGCAUUCUGGAUGCGAAUUUACGACAGUCGUUUAGGCGCCUCAUUGGCUGGGGAGAGGAACAGGGACAAGCUCAGCUCCUGCCUGCUGUUACGAACCCUCUGUCGAUGGACUCGAUAGUGGUGCAGUAUCUGUCGUCUCUGGAGGCAGACGUGAGGCUUGCAAGAUAUGGUAUCAUCGAGGGCAAUCUGGCGAAUGGACCGUGCCCGGCGUUGAUUCGCACCAUAGCUGCGCAUCUAGGUGUAGGCCCAUCGCUCUGGGGACGUGAUGAAGACCAAGCUACGGAAAUACCGGGAAGUUGCGAGAAUGCCGUGUCCGUGUAUUGCAGACAGCAAGCGCAGGCGCAGGACGGCCUGUGUGAGGCUGUCAAAGAAUCGGAGCAAACCGACGUGGAAACAUGCAACUACUUCAAGUCCCUCGAGGCCAAGUUGACCAUGGGAAAUGGGCUUUGGGGCUUUGAUGGCGCCGGCACCGUCGAUGACAUUGUCAUCGAGUUCGGGGGGCACAAUCACCAAACCAUCCUAAAACAUCCGUCGCACGGAGACGAGGCCACAAUCUCGGUGGACCUUGAAAAGGCCUUUGGAUCAAAGCAAGUCCUCGUUGAAGCUGUCAAAUCGUUUCAAUUAUACUCGGUGCAGGAUGAGCAGAAGAAUCCGGACUCGUGGGAGAUUGGAGGUCUCUACAUUUACGGAACGUGCGUCGAGUCGUCGAGGAGAGUUGUUGUCAAGAAAUACGACAAUGUCUACGAUUGGUUCAACCGGUUCGGCGACAUGAACCCGGGGUAUGGGUCGUCCCAUUUUAACGGCCAUGUUGCUCUUGGUGACUGGCAGUGGGAGACACCAGACGACAAGACCAAGACAAUCGCCGUCAUGCCGCCCGGGCAGCCGCAUGCCUGUACCGAAUUCAAAUCGCUCGAGGCAUAUCUUGAGCUGGGCAAAGGGGUGUAUCAGGGCAGCGGAGCCGGAACCAACGACGAGAUCAUGCUUGACUUUAGCGACAGCGCAUUCACCCCGAGCAAUAUCCUGCUCAUGUCAUCUCCCUCGCGUGGUGAUUCGGUAACGAAGCCUAUUGAACUGGAAAGUGUCUUUGGAAAAUCGGUGCUGUCUCCAAAGGAUGUUAGACAAGUUGCAGUCUACUCUAGGGAGGGCACAAGCCACUGGGCAGAUCCAUGGGAGGUCGCAACCCAUUGUGAAGGGUCGGCGAAAACCGCAGAGGUUACCAAGUGGCGCGACAUAUAUCAGUGGUUUGAUCGUUUUGAGGGACCGUCGACGCUGAGUGGAGAGUUGUCUCUCAGAGACUGGCACUGGGCGUAG
Messenger RNA from Metarhizium brunneum ARSEF 3297, 1902 nucleotides. RefSeq lists its product as uncharacterized. The record is from RefSeq and is a predicted model, not a curated record. NCBI's taxonomy places the organism in Eukaryota, Fungi, Ascomycota, Sordariomycetes, Hypocreales, Clavicipitaceae.